Molecule: messenger RNA, 4836 nt
Organism: Echinostoma caproni
Lineage: Eukaryota; Metazoa; Platyhelminthes; Trematoda; Plagiorchiida; Echinostomatidae
Source: the annotation of a GenBank genome assembly
AAAGAAGUUCGUUCCAUUACACUACGUAAUCCGACCCUGUUACCUGUUCAGUGGAAGCUUGCUGGUGUGGACUCAUUGGGAGAGGAGUUUUCCGUGCCUCAAGACGCCGGAAUCGUUGAACCCAAAUCAGACUUUGUGAUUUAUGCAUACUUCCGAGCCAUGAAACCAUUCAAAUCAGCUCAGAAGAAAAGCCUCCGUUUGGAGGUGUAUGAUAUGGACAAUCUAGCCGGAAGCGAUGGAGGAAUCGACUUUGGUCUUGCUCGAGUUGGAGAAGAGGUGAAACACAACUUGUCUUUGAAAAACAAGGGACCGUAUGAGAUCACAGUGAAAUUUACAAUUUCGCCUUCAGUACAAACGGACUUUGGUGCCAUUAUUGUACAGCAUAGAAAAACUCGGCAAAUAAUCAUUGAAAAUAAUGGAGAACACGACUUCCGAUAUUCUAUCCUUCGCAUGACCAAAAUGCGCGAGUUAGUCGCUGCGCGUGAUGCUGGCACGAUCCGAUCCAAAUCCGGUGAUAUGGCGUUGCUGAGCAGUCCACAAACGAAACUACAGCUUGGUUUCUUCACAAUCACUCCGGCCAGUGGAACUGUAUCACCAAACAACGCACAGAUUAUCACUGUUGAAUGCUUUGCAGAAACACGUACUAAAAGUGCAGAGGAGCUCGCCAUCGAAAUCACGGACCGAGAUAUGAAAGCGUAUCGUUUCGGAGUACCAUAUAUGCUGGUUGCUGAAGGUCACAUUCCAGGCAUUGUUACUAACGACCCGAGUGUUAUCUUUGAAGAGCACCGCAUAAGUCAAAACCUACAAAUGUUUCAACACGAGGAGUCCUCUGAUGAGAUUCAUUCUGGGGGAGUAUACGGGAUAGAAGAAAACUGUUUCAUGUUCACCAAUGCUUUAGUCGGUGCCCGAGUUCGCGCCAGAUUCUGUGUCGCAAAUCGCGGUCAAGUUCCUGCGGAAGUGUCGUUCGAAAUCGUGGGACAUGUUACCAGUGCUCAGGCGGCUGCAACAAGCCGUUCCAGCAGUCGUUCCACGCCCGGUGUGGAUGUCUUUGAAUUGGAACCGGAAAAGGUUCUAAUUGAACCACAUUCUGUUACUUAUGUUAACGUGACUUUCGUCCCAAGUGCGAUGCAGAAAUACAAAGCAUCCUUUAGAGCCUACAUGGACAAUCUACCGACUAGUGGUGGAGGCUCCGGACUCAGCAAUUCCGGACGAGGGAGUACGACACCGGGUGGAAGUAAACGUUCUCAAAUUGGACCUGUACUGAAGUUUGAUUUGGUCGGUCAGGGUCAUUUGCCCAGUGUGACAGUGCUGCGACCGCGAGCACGGAAUAGGCAAGGCGGAAUAAUGUGUGUGUUCAAACGACUGCAGUUACGAAGCCAGACCAGCCGUGUGUUGGCUUUGAAAAACAAUGGUGUUCUGAGUAGUCGGGUGAACCUUACUCUGACUGACGCCGAUCACGUGUUUUUCUUGGAACCGGUGCAAGUGAAUUCCGCUCUACUGUUUCUCAAUCCCCAAGCGCUUCCCGAGUCGAAAUUGGCUGCAAAAUUUCCGGAUAUUUUAUCUAGUUCUGAUGACAUUCGGCAGGAAUUAAAAACUGAAAGCCAGUUUCACACGGCUGGCCUAGUUUUACGACCAAACGUUGAGUUCGCUUUCAACGUCUUCUACAGACCAAAACAAUCAGGAGCGAAGAGCUUGGGGCAGAUCAAAAUUGUGGUAGUGAACAAUCCGUAUGAGGAUACAUUGGUUGACCUGAUUGGAGAAUCACUGGCCGAUGAAGUCUGCCUGCAAGAUCUGCCCCAGUUGGAGAUAGAAAGAGCAAUCAGCAUCAAAGAAGCAGUUCGAAAUUUUCAACAGAGCACACGGAAUUCAGGCGAUACUAUGAGACUUGAUGAAGUGGAUGCGGAGCUUGGUCGAGAUGAAGCUCAGGUGGCUUGUGCGCUUAGACACAAUGAAUUGGAUUUUGGAGAUUGUGCUCCAACCGACAUUCUCAGUCGUACGUUUACACUGGUACAUUGUGGGGAGUCCGAUACAACCAGCUUCCGGUUUGCAUGGCCAACUACCCAUUCAGUUCUGCAGUUCAAACCAGCUGAAGGACAUCUGCAUCCCGGACAUUCGAAACGUAUCACUGUCACAUUUAAACCAGGUGGUGUUCCUGUCUCUCUUCAGUCUAGCUCCGUGAAAUGCGUACUACAUCGUAUUCGUGUUCCUAUCAGCGAUGGAUGCGACCAGCCGACCGAUUGGGAUGAUACACAGCAAAUCAUUCAGUGGGUCGAUGCUCCGAUUGAUCCCUGCAAGAAUCCGCCAGUGAAUACUGCAGAGAAUGUACACCACUCGAAUGCAGGCAGUCGGGCUGAUUCACAACAAACAACCAGUCGGACGGGUUCAAUUGAUCAAAGUGAGAUCCCUGAAUUCGGAUCAGUUCAUGAGGUGACUCGGAAGAAACAAAAGCUAAUUGAAACUGAGCCAGAACCAACUUAUGAGGAGCUCCCCGACCGCACCGACCCAAAACCAGUUGAAUUAUUGGUAUCCGCAACGGCAGACUAUGCUCAAUACAUUUGUGAAGUGGACAGUAUUCGUUUCCGGGAUACGAUGAUGCUUCAACGGCGUGUAUAUCGAUUCGAGUUGAUUAACUCAGGACUCGUAACGCUGCACUAUAGGUGGAUGAUCAAAAUGACUAGUGCUGUGCCGAGAAGACAACUACAAGAUGCGGAAACCACAGAGGCAUGUGAUUGGGAACCCGAACUAGUUCCUUUUUUCGUCUCCCCUUCAGCUGGUUCAGUUUUACCAGGAAAGUCGACUUUCAUUGAGGUUACAUUCCAUCCUUUAUUGCCCGGGGAAUUCGAGGCACAGCUUCGUGGGAAUUUUGACAAUUUGGCCAGUCAGUCAGAAACAAGCAGUAAAACAGCCGUAAAACGCAAUCCUGUUAUUCCACUCGCAGGUGUAGCACAACAGUCCUAUAUAUAUCUAGAUAUGAUUGAGUCUGAUUAUUUAAGCGCCGGACGUCGCAAUCCAGAGCUCCUGGGUCCAUUGGGUUCGUCACUGGGGACAUCACUUGAUCCCACGACUCGUGUAAUUGAGUUUAAUACAGUUGGUGUGGGAAUAAAAAGUUGUAGAAAAAUUUCCAUCGCAAAUCUCACAACAGAGAAUCUGCGUUUUUCCAUCGUCAAUGAAGACGCCUCGACGCUGAAGGAACCACCCCCUGUGGUUUGUUCCGUUCCGAAUGGAGUGAUUGCGGGCGGAAAAAAGAGUGAGGUUACCCUUGAAUUCACCUCAACCGGUCUCGGUUUGGUGGAAUCGUUCUGGCGCCUGCUGGUAAACGACUUGGAUAUUAGUCUACCCUUGUUGGUUGUUUGCAGCACACGCGAGCCACUUGUUGUGUUCGAUCGUUCGCACGUCAAACUCCAUCCCGUUUUGGUGGGGUACACUUUGAGUGAAACUGUUUAUUUGGUAAACCAGGAAAGAUACAAUCCAUCGACAGAAGAAUCUACGCGCGCACUGACAUUCAAAUUCGUCGAAUCCAGUCGAUAUAGUAUUGGUCGACAGGAUUCCUUGACAGUUGAGCCUAUGUCAGGUGUGAUUGAACCAAACAGUCGGUUCCCUAUCAAAAUUUCGUUCACGGCCAAGGCGGAAAGAGCCCUGAAUAUCAAUCUAGUUUGUCAAAUUCAGCAUCGCCAAUUUCCACUAACGCUGAAUGUCAAAGCGGAAGGUUUUGCUGUGAAAGCCUCGACGUGGAUCGAAAGUACCGACGAGGGAGUACGGAAUCUGGAACUGAGUCCGCUAUGGACUCCGUGCAGUGGUACGGUCGAUCCACUUCACUAUAUAGAUGGCGCUAUUUGCCGUUUCAAGGAACAAACUAAAUACCACGCGGACCUGUAUUCGCUCGACUUUGGUGUCGUUCAACCUGGCGAAUGUAUCAGCAGAAAACUUACCAUACUAAACACAGGAAAAUUCUGCUGUGAUUUUUCUUCGCGCUUGAUAUCUUUGUGUAACGAUUCCGUCGUAUUGACGCGGUUGACUGAUCGUUUGAUCAAUGGUUCCAAUCAACCUGGUUCUGAACCUGUGUUACGCCUAAAUCCUGCCACGAGUACUAUUGCACCUGGAGAAAACGUUGAGUGCAGUGUAGUUUUUGCUCCACCCAAGAAAAUUAGUCUAUUUCCUGGAAGUCGUAUCAAAUUGGCCGAUCUCUCCAUAGCCUGCCUUCUAGCUGUUCGCGAGGGGCCCGUUUACGGGUUCAUCCUAGUCGGGUCUACUUCUGGACAGCCUGUUCACUUUUCCUCUCAAGUUAUCGAUUUCGGUCCGCAACUACUGUCUUCAAGAGGUUUGACUAGCGCUAAACGAUACCUCGUUCUUAGCAACACAGACUCAAAGCAAUCUGCCAGUAUAGACUGUCUUACUCCGAACGACGGUGUAUUCCAACAGUCUUUGGAACCCACCGUGCUUCAACCACGAUCCAUUAACUCAAUGAAUGGUUCAAGAUCAGAUACAGUUCGUGUGGAAGUCACUUUCACACCACAAGCAUGCCAACCGUACGAGCAGGAAUUUGUAUAUGAGGUGAACGGUUCCAUACAACAUGCUAUUAUGAUUCGCGGUGAGGGUACUGAUGUAGUGAUGCACAGUAAGCCUGGUCCGUUGACUAUUAUACGUAUCAACUCGAUGGGACAGGAUCGAGUGGAACAAAUCAUAACCGUCUCCGAUUCGGAAGUCAGAAAGAAACCCUUUCAACUCGGCAGCUUACAACCUAAUCAACGUUCUAGACGGGAGCCUGCCGUACGCAUGAUAUCACGUUUGACAGAUCGGCAGUCACCUUUGGUCCAGUUGUUCGAGGAAGUCAAUUGA